AUGCUCAGUUUAGUGUGUAUUGCUAGAGAGGUUUUUUGUUUUCUUGGGAGAGUGCAUGUGAUCAGCACAGGGCCAAUCAGCACUGUCCAGACAGAGAGGUCAGGGGUUUUGCAUCCUCCUAGAGCAGAAAGAAAACUCCUCCUACAAGCUUUAACAUGUGCUCUGCUGGGCACUGAUAGACGUCACAAGACUGCUCUAACUGCUGAUGUGAAAAGGUAUUUAGCAGUUUAUAUUUACUAAAAUAAUUGCAUUUCCAUGUUCUGUGUUCUGUGGGAGACCAGAUAUAGUGAACGCAGGGUCCUGGG
Messenger RNA from Staurois parvus, 305 nucleotides. The record is from the annotation of a GenBank genome assembly. NCBI's taxonomy places the organism in Eukaryota, Metazoa, Chordata, Amphibia, Anura, Ranidae.